AUGCUGAGGGCCUGUGAAGAAGGCAAGGGAGCCAGUUGCCUCUCUGCUGCCCUGCUUGCUGCUGCCAGUGAGCUCCAAGGCUCCAUCAGGGCAUUUUCUCUUUCCAGGUUGGAGUGGAGUACUCUGAUCCCUGCAUGGCUCCGACAUCGGCAGUUAGGGUUGCACACGAAAGGCCAACACUUUAUGCUAGAGGAUUCCAUCUUCUGGAUCUUUGGGGGCUCCAUACACUAUUUCCGUGUGCCUCGGGAAUACUGGAGGGAUCGAUUGCUCAAGAUGAGAGCCUGUGGCUUGAAUACCCUCACCACCUAUGUCCCAUGGAACCUCCAUGAGCCAGAAAGAGGCAAAUUCAACUUCUCUGGGAAUCUGGACUUAGAGGCCUUUGUCCUGAUGGCUGCAGAAAUUGGGCUGUGGGUGAUUCUGCGUCCAGGCCCUUACAUCUGCAGUGAGAUUGACCUUGGAGGCUUACCCAGCUGGCUACUCCAGGACUCUGGCAUGAAACUGAGAACAACUUACAAGGGCUUCACUGAGGCAGUGGACCUUUACUUUGAUCACCUAAUGUCCAGGGUGGUGCCCCUCCAGUAUAAGCAUGGAGGACCCAUCAUUGCUGUGCAAGUAGAGAAUGAAUAUGGUUCCUAUGACAGAGAUCCUGCUUACAUGCCUUACAUCAGGAAGGCCUUAGAGGACCGUGGUAUCAUAGAACUGCUCUUGACUUCAGACAACAAGGAUGGCCUAAAGAAGGGAAUGGUCCAUGGAGUACUGGCCACCAUCAACUUACAGACACGAGAGGAGCUGCAGUUAAUGAACACUUUUCUCGUGAGUGUCCAGGGGAUUCAGCCUAAGAUGGUGAUGGAGUACUGGACAGGGUGGUUUGACUCAUGGGGAGGCCCACACAAUAUCCUGGAUUCCUCUGAAGUUCUGGAAACAGUGACCUCCAUCGUGGAUGCUGGCUCAUCCGUCAACCUCUACAUGUUCCAUGGAGGCACCAAUUUUGGCUUUAUAAAUGGAGCCAUGCAUUUUCAUGAAUAUAAGUCUGAUGUCACUAGCUAUGACUAUGAUGCUGUGCUGACAGAAGCUGGAGAUUAUACAGCCAAAUAUUCAAAGCUUCGAGAAUUUUUCGGCUCCUUCUCAGAUGCCCCUCUACCUCCCCCUCCUAAACCUCUUCCCAAGAUGACCUAUGAGCCAUUGAUACCGGUUGUCUACCUAUCACUGUGGGAUGUCCUCAGUUUCAUAGGGGAGCCAAUCAAGUCUGAAAAGCCCAUCAACAUGGAGAACCUGCCAGUAAAUGAAGGGAAUGGACAGGCCUUUGGGUACAUUCUGUAUGAGACCAUCAUCACCUCAUCUGGCACCCUUAGUGGUGUUGUACGUGAUCGGGGACAGGUAUUUUUGGACACAGUAUCCAUAGGAUUCAUGGACUAUAAAACAACGAAGAUUGUUAUCCCCUUGAUUCAGGGUUACACCUUUCUGAGGAUCUUGGUGGAGAAUCGUGGGCGAGUCAACUACGGGAAUAAUAUUGAUGAUCAGCGCAAAGGCAUAAUUGGAAAUCUCUAUCUGAAUGAUUCUCCCUUGAAAAAAUUCAGAAUCUACAGCUUAGACAUGAAAAAGAGCUUCUUUCAGAGGUUCAGCAUUGACAAAUGGACUCAUAUCCCUGAUGUACCUACAUUCCCUGCUUUCUUCUUCUGUGGCUUUGUAAUUGGCUCUUCCCCUUCUGACACAUUUCUGAAACUGGAGGGCUGGGAGAAGGGAGUUAUAUUCGUCAAUGGCCAAAACCUUGGACGUUACUGGAACAUUGGACCCCAGGAGACCCUCUACCUACCAGGUCCUUGGCUGUUCAGAGGAAACAACCAGAUCAUCAUUUUUGAGGAGGUGAUGGCAGGCUCUGUGAUACAGUUUACUGACACCCCUUACCUGGGCAGAAACCAGUACAUUCACUAA
Urocitellus parryii (Arctic ground squirrel) is the source of this 1932-nucleotide messenger RNA. Its product is annotated as beta-galactosidase-1-like protein 2. The record is from RefSeq and is a predicted model, not a curated record. NCBI's taxonomy places the organism in Eukaryota, Metazoa, Chordata, Mammalia, Rodentia, Sciuridae. Gene Ontology annotation, molecular function: beta-galactosidase activity. Gene Ontology annotation, biological process: carbohydrate metabolic process.